GGAAUUUUCCAUGAAAGAUGAUGAUGGCUCAUGUGAAGUAAACAGAAGACUCACUCUCUCAACUCUCACUUCAACUUUCUUCCUUCACCAGGUAAAAGGCAACCUCACACAGUCACAAACCCACGCAAAAAUAAAAAAUAAAAAAGUGAAAAAAAAAAUAGUUUCAUUUUUCUUUUUUCUUAGUUCACAUUCCUUCAAUCAAUGUAGAGAGCGACAUCUACAACAAAACCCAGUUAAUUUUCCUUCUCUCUCUUUUCCCCCAUCUUCUUUGUCGACCUCCGUUGUUUCUGAGGUCGGUUUGCAACUUUUAUAUCCUCUGUUCCGUUUUCAAUUUUUUUUUUUUGUGGCUUUUGGGGGUUGUUUUCCCUUUUGAAAAUUUUUCGAUCUUUAGUAGCAUUGAUAGUGAAAGAAGUUUGCUUUUUUGUCUGCUUCUUCUCUCUAAGCUGUUUUUCACUCCCUACAUUCUCCAAAAUUGUUUGAUUCUCCCUUAAUUUCGAUUCAUGGGUUCUUAACUCUAACAUGGCAACGCCCCAAUCUAAAUUUCAAAUCAAAGCCCCAGGAGCAUUUUUGCCAACGAUUUCUGAGAUGGAUUUUGCUGGUUUUGCUGUCUCUGACCAAGUUCAGAACAAAAUGAAGGAUUUCCCUUCUUGUUUUGGUGAAAAUGGAGUUCAAGUUGCAGAUUCUUCAUCUUCAAGCUCCAGUAAGAACGCUCAGAAUCUUGUUUCCAGUUCUUAUCAAUGCCAGAUUCGAAGCCAGUCCUGUGUGGUUACCGUCACAUGGAGUAAGAAUUUGAUGGGGCAUUGCCUCAGUGUCGGGAUCGAUGACUCUACAAAUCAGUGUCUUUGUAAGGUGGACAUCAAACCGUGGGUGUUCUCCAAGAGAAAAGGUUGCAAGAGCCUCGAGGCUUAUUCGUGUAAAAUUGAUGUAUAUUGGGACCUCUCUUCGGCGAAAUUUGGCUCCGGGCCUGAGCCAUUGGAGGGAUUUUAUGUAGGAGUUGUUGCAGAUCGGCAAAUGGUUCUCCUUCUGGGGGAUUUGAGGAAAGAAGCUUUUAAGAAGACGAAUGUUGGUCCAUUGUACUACAAUGCAGUUUUGGUUGCCAAGAAAGAACAUGUUUUUGGUAAGAAGUUGUAUGGUACCAAGGCCGUGUUUUGCAAUAAUGGUCAAGUUCAUGACCUUGUGAUUGAAUGUGACACAAGUAUUAGUGAACCGUCACUUAUGAUUCGCAUCGACAGCAAAACAGUGAUGCAAGUGAAGCAUCUGAGAUGGAAGUUCCGGGGAAAUCAUACUAUCCUGGUAGAUGGCCUUGCAGUGGAAGUUCUCUGGGAUGUGUAUAAUUGGCUCUUCAAUCCAUAUCUGGGAGAUGCUGUCUUUAUGUUCAGAACAUGCCUAUCUACUGAUAAGAUGUGGCCUGCUCAGCCUCUUUCUGAAGCAAAUCUGUUGCACUUGUCUUUCUCUCAGAGGUUUUCUGAUACCAAAUCGCAAGGUGUUGGCUUCUCGCUUAUUUUACAUGCUUGGAAGAAUGUGUAGAGAGAUGCAGGAAUCCGUCAUUGAUACUAACAGAGACCUUUUUAGUGAGUUUUGAUUUAUCAAACAUGUGAUUGAAAUAUAGUUGGCUAUAAAUGAGUCCUCUUGCUUGUCUCAUUUCCCUUGUCAAACUCAUACCCUCAAGUUAGCUGAGCUAUUUGAACUGAUCGGAAGCCAUUUUUUAUUCCAAUUGGCUGUAUAUUCGUCUUCAAAGUGUUGAUUUUAUGAUCUAUUUUGCUGAAACUAAAAUGUUGUGGUUCUUUUUCUUGUGCUAUUCAAGUGCAUUCCUAUUCUCUUUUA
Arachis ipaensis is the source of this 1824-nucleotide messenger RNA. RefSeq lists its product as uncharacterized. NCBI's taxonomy places the organism in Eukaryota, Viridiplantae, Streptophyta, Magnoliopsida, Fabales, Fabaceae. The record is from RefSeq and is a predicted model, not a curated record.